Molecule: messenger RNA, 1831 nt
Organism: Amoebophrya sp. A25
Lineage: Eukaryota; Dinophyceae; Syndiniales; Amoebophryaceae
Source: the annotation of a GenBank genome assembly
CUUUCAUUCAACAAUAAAGACUUGUAGCGCAUCGAGAAAAAGCUUAGUACUAGUAGGUAUAACUUUAUUCAUCGUCAUCGAUUCUUCAGCAGCAAGGAGCAAGGUAUAGAUAAAGAUACUGACAAUCAGCAAGAGCAUUCAACAUGUCUUCCUCCGGCGGCAUCGGUUUUACCACUCAACUUCAGGACGAGGUGGAUGAUCCUGAGUGGGUCCUCGUGAAACCCCCUUGGGCUCGUGGCGUCACCUAUCGGAGUGUAAAACGGCCACCUGGUGUCUUCGACAUCUACGAUGAGAAGAUGCAACGAGCAGGGAGAAAAUUGAUGGCGGAAGGUGGAGGUGACUCUGCUGGUGGAAACGGAGGAGGAGGAGGUGGAAACGGAGGAGGAUUCAGACUUGCUCGGUCCCUAGACGACGAUGCAGACAUCGACUUUGGCGCAGAGCAUGAUGGAAGAUGGGAAUUUUUACCAGAUGUAGAUCGUUUCGAAUACAGGCUGCCUGUGCCACCAGUGUACUACAAGUUUCUGAUCGGCAGCAAUAGGAAGACCUUGACGCGGUUGCAGCAAGAGUCAGGCGCCGAAAUUCGGAUUCCCAGUUCGAGCGGUGCGGGGAUGGGCUCAAACAGCUUGGCGGCGGCCGCAGCAGUGAGUAACACAGUGCGCAAGGAUUUGCAGGCACUGGAAGCACAAGACGUCGUGACGAUCCGCGCUCGAGACAAGAGGACGAUUUUGUCCGCUGUAGGACUGAUCGAAUACACCAUGGAGACGUGCGAGAGCAAGAUUCCGAAUACGCACUUCAUCAACAUUCCAAUAGCUGUUGGGAAAAACGCUAGUGCUGGGACUAAUGCGGCUGGUAAUGGUGUAGCUGUGGGUAGUCGUGGUGCUGUUCUUGGUGGUUCAUCAUCUUCUUCAUCUUCAACAUCGGGAGGAACUGCGUCGUCCAAGAUCCCCCCAGCCUCAUCCCCCGUCGAACGCUUCCAAAAGUUCUUAGACAGCAAGCAAGCGUUGGAGUUGAACUCACAUUAUUUUCAGAAGCCAGAAAAGUUGCAUUUCACCUUGAUCAUGCUGAAGCUGCACACAGAAGAGCAAAUUCAAAAAGUGAAGCAGAUCUGUGUCGAACUCUCGCAGGACGCGGACUUUCUGCAGUAUUGCCAGGGCUUCCGCAUGCGCUUGAGGGGCUUGCACUACAUGAAUGACGACCCCAGGCAGGUGAAUGUUCUCUAUACCGAAGACAUCCGAGAGGAAACGAGAAACGCCGUCAAUCGGAUUGCAGGCGUGCUCUUUGAUGCUUUGGUUCGUGCUGACGUGGUCACGAGAGAUUACCUAAUGCAGCAACGGCUGUUGUCCAGCGCAGGGGAUCCGGAGAUCAAGAUCCACUGCACGUUGGUGAAUACCAAGUUCUAUGCCCAGUACAUGGAGCGCAAGGGAGAAUGGUCGGCUGAGAAAGCGUUAGAGGAUCAAGAACAAGGAAGAUAUUUAAACGCAAAGCCAUUGUUGGACGCUUUUGCGGGAACAACUAGUACGGCUACAGGAGGAGGCUCUUCAACAGAACUCCAAACUGGCUUCGACUUUGGGGAAGUGGAUGUUCGAGAAAUCCACUUUUCAAACUUGUUAGAGACUAAUCGCGAGAACCGGUAUUACGAACAACUAGCAGUGUUGAAGUUGGGAGAAGACAAUCUCUUGUGAUGAACACUGUUCUUGGUACUAACUGUUUUUGGAUUCCCCUCCAAAUAUCGUCCUCUAAUAAACUAUGCCCUGAUGAUGUAUUCGUUGUUUUGAAUUCACUGACCACGCACCAGAUCAUGAAAGUUUGAUGUUUUGAGAACCGUGAAGAG